Molecule: messenger RNA, 1252 nt
Organism: Xylaria bambusicola
Lineage: Eukaryota; Fungi; Ascomycota; Sordariomycetes; Xylariales; Xylariaceae
Product: ubiquinone biosynthesis protein COQ7
Exons: 2
Coding region: 100-924 (274 amino acids)
Biological process (GO): ubiquinone biosynthetic process
Cellular component (GO): mitochondrial inner membrane
Molecular function (GO): 3-demethoxyubiquinol 3-hydroxylase activity
Source: RefSeq, a predicted model, not a curated record
CGUUCUAUCUAGAAACAGAUAUACAUCAGUAAUACCCUAUACACUUGCUGUGUUGCUUCUUUUCUUCUCCCUUGAUCUGCCCAACGCUACCCAGGAGCAAUGCCUCCGUGCAGAGCUCUAUUGCGCAUGGUGCGCCCUCACACUCAAAGCUCUGUUAAAUGCGACUUCCUAUCAGCUGCCAUCCCCGCGCCGCGCCAACAGCCCAUUUCCACGACCACUCCUUCAAGGAAUGCUUCAAGGAAUGCUUCAAGGAAUGCUUCAAGGAAUGCUUCAAGGAAUACUUCACGGCACCCUGCAACCAAGACAAGCCCAACCGGCUCCUCAAGCUCCCCAGAUUCCAAACCUAGGAAGCCACUGACCAGGGAACAGCGUGAUUUCCUCUCUUCUGCGCUCCGCGUCAACCAAACCGGCGAAUUGGCAGCGACCCUCAUCUACACGGCACAGACACCUCCGCUCGUGAACGCACACCCCCACCUCCGACCCCUGAUGGCGCACAUGUACGAACAAGAGGCUGGCCACUUGAGGACAUUCAAUUCGUUAAUAACGAAACAUCGCGUGCGUCCCACCGCUCUGUACCCCCUCUGGUCCAUGAUGGCCACAGGACUUGGUUGGUCCACCGCCAUGAUGGGGCGUGAGGCAGCCAUGGCGUGUACCGAGGCUGUCGAGACCGAGAUUGGAGAGCACUACAACAACCAGAUCCGGAAUCUACUCGAGAUCUUCGAGCAAUGGGAGGCUGAGGGCUACGAAGUGGGGGACGAGUUCCGGGAGCUCAUCACGACUCUCAGAAGGAUACGUGACGAGGAACUUGAGCAUCUAGACCAUGCAGUUGAGCACGACGCCAAGGCAGCACGGCCAUAUUGGUUACUCACCAGUGUAAUCCGCGCUGGAUGCCGAGGCGCAAUCUGGACCAGCGAGAGGGUGUAGUUGGUGUCAGCAUAAUUACUAAUGUCGUUGAUGACAGAAAGCUAAACGACUACGACUGCGAGAGAAAUCAUUAUGUUAGCGACGUCUUUCAAGUGAAGAUGAACAAGUAGUUGUGUAAUUGCGUCUCCGAGUUCCCGGACCGCCAAGCAAUAUCAGUGCACAGUAAUUCUAAGAUGCCAGGGGUCCAUAGAAGACUCGUCAGGCAGAACAGUCAACCUGAUGUAAAGAAAGAAUAAAAUGAAUGAAUGAUUAAAUUACACAAUAAGACCUUAGAAAGUAAAGAUUGCUAGUUUCGUAAUUUAGCGCCCAGGUGGUAUUGUAAUCGUUU